UUGAGUUUAGCAAGCGAAACGCUGGAGAAGAAGUGCAACAUGGCUGAGGAGUCGGCAGUUAAAGUUUGUGUUCGAGUCCGCCCCGCUAUUCGCAGAGAAGAAAGUCAUCCAUCAGAAAGGACAGAGCCAGAUCAAAUCUUUUGGAAAGCUAAUAAAAAAUUAAUUCAUCAGCUUGAUGAUGGGAACUCACCAAAGAGUUUCAGUUUUGACCGAGUGUUCACUGCUGAAGAGACAACUGAUCAAUUAUACCAAGAUAUUGCAAAGCCGUUGGUUGUUUCAACUGUUGGAGGAUACAAUGGUACCAUUUUUGCUUACGGUCAGACAGCUUCUGGAAAGACAUUCACGAUGAUGGGAACUAACCAUAUUCCUGGUGUCAUACCAAUGGCUAUUGAUGAUGUUUUCCAAACCAUUAAAAAGUGUCCAAAGAAGGAGUUUCUUCUCAGGGUGUCUUACAUGGAAAUAUACAAUGAAACCGUGACUGACCUGCUUGUUGACAGCUGGAAAAGAAAACCGUUGGAAGUCAGAGAGACUACCAAUAAAAAUAUCUAUGUUGCUGACCUGACUGAGGAACUGGUGACUUCUCCUGCACAAGCAUUGGCCUGGAUUCGUAAAGGAGAAAAAAACCGUCACUAUGGAAUGACAAAAAUGAACCAGCGCAGCAGCCGUUCACACACCAUAUUUCGAAUGAUCCUAGAGAGUCGUGAAAGGAGUGACCUUUCAUCAGGAGAAAAUGCAGAUGGAGCCAUCAUCGUUUCCCAUUUGAAUUUAGUCGACCUGGCUGGAUCAGAGAGAGCAAGCCAAACAGGGGCUGAAGGUACACGCUUGAAGGAAGGCUGCAAUAUCAAUCGCAGCUUGUUCACACUAGGCCAAGUGAUGAUGAAGCUUAGUGACGAAAGCCCAAGUGGUUUCAUAAACUACAGAGACAGUAAGUUAACACGGAUUCUUCAGAACUCCCUUGGCGGUAACGCCAAAACAGUCAUCCUCUGCACAAUUACGCCUACAUUCCUCGACGAGACGCUCCGCACUCUGCAGUUUGCAAGCACUGCAAAGAAAAUGAAGAACGAUCCCCAUGUCACGGAGGUUUCUGAUGAUGGUGCGCUGCUCAAAAGAUAUCGUAAUGAAAUUGUAGACCUCAAGAAGCGGCUUCAUGAGGUUUCAUUGGUAACGCAAACCACAGCAACAGAGAGAGAGGUUCUCUCUCAGCUUCUCCAAGAAAAAGAACAACUUCAAGGAGAACAAGAGGACAGAAUAAGAAACCUCACCAAACUACUGGUCACUAGUACCAACUUAUCUCGUGUACCAAAGGUGCCCAAACGUAGGGUUACGUGGGGAGGAAAAAUAGCUCCCCCUUCUACCAGGGAAGAUGUUCAGUCAGACCUUAGCUUUGUUUGCUCUGUCAAUCAGAGAAAAGUCUCCUGUUUGACUGAGGUUGAAGAUGAAGAAUUUGACAGUCACUGGGAGAUUCCCGAGGAGGCAUUGGAUGACACAAACUCAAGUGGUGACUUUGUUACACUCCGUAGCUUUGGAAACCGAUCAUUUGAAAGAGUGUCAGAACUGGAGCUACAACUUCAAGCAUUAGAUCAGGAAAACCAGCAAGCCUUGGCUCAAAUUCAAGCAAUGGAGAAGGAGGCAGCAGAUGUCGACCUUAAGUUCAAAAGUGAAGCGCAGCAGAAAGCUGACGCCACUGACAAAAUAAAGUUGCUGGAGCUCUCUGUGGCAGAGCUAAAUAAACAACUUGAAGAACAGAGGAGCAACAGACAGUCUGAAUUUAAUAAACAGAUUGGAAGAGAUUUUGAAGAGACUGUUCACCUUUGUGAGAUUCUUGCCACCGAGAAGGAAAUGCUGGCUUCUGAGAGAGAUUAUUUAAAACAGGAGCUGGGUAUUUUCAUGGAGCAGACACAAAUAUUGGAAAAAGAGAACGCUGCUCUUUCACAAGAGCUGGAAGAAAACAGGGAACUGGAGGAGUUCAAAUAUCUUGAGAAAAAGUUUGGAAAAGAGCUUGAGUGGGAGUUCCAAGAUGAAAUAGGCUCAUUGAAGAAGGUUAUAGAAGCCCAGGGAAUCCAAUGCUUGGAAUUUAAGAAAAAUUUAGAGACCGUCUCUGAAGAACUGAUGAAGAAAACCAAAAUGGCUGAUGAUCUUCAGAAUAUGGUUGGCAAGGACUUGACUCAAGAGGUGGCAAAACUUCGUCGCUCUCUCGAAGAUUCAGAGGGCCUAGGUCGAGAGACAAAGAAAGAAUGGGCAUUUCUACGGAGUGAAAACAUUGCCUUGGAAGAGAUGAAGAAAACUCUGACUGUCAGCCAUGAGAAGAUGGAAGCUGAGGUCCACAGCCUGCGUUUUCAGCUUGAGUCUGAGAAAUCAAAUUUCAGGAAGAUGCAGAUGGAUCUCCAAAAAGAGCUCAAUGAUGUGUUUAAAGAGAACACCAAGCUAACCACUCUACUCGAUGGCAAAGUCCCCAGAAAUAUGAUGGAUAAUGUGGAACUUGAGAGAACAGUGAUUAACCUGAAAAAAGAGCUAACGGCAUCUCAGGAAGCAGAGGAAGUCCUGAAAGCUCAGCUGGAGGAACUGAGAUCACUUCAGUCUCUCACAAAUGAAGGGAACAACCUGGACAAGAUUGCUGCUGAAGAGAUGGAGAAAAGAGAGUCGGAUGUUGCAGUUCUUACAGCAGAGAGAGACCAGCUCCGGAUGGAUCUCCAAGAAAAUAUAGAUAUGAUGAUUGAGAAUCAAGCAGACCUCAGGAAUGCUCAUGGUAAAAUAGUUGCUCUGAAACAACGUCUCAAGCAGCUGGAGAGUUCCCAAACACCCAAUUUAGGAAAGCCAAUUGAUGGCAUGACUGCAGAGAUUGAGACCCUUCAAACACAAAUUCAAAAGCUGUCUAAGGACCUUGAGUCUGUCGUAACAGAUCGUGACCACGUCCAAUCUAAGAUGGAGAAACUCGUGUGCCAAGUAACAUCUCUCAGUGAAGAACGAAAUCAACUACAGAACCAACUUGAGAGAGCAGCUUUAACAAUGAAAUGUGCAUGUGUUCAAGCUGAGAAAAAUGUCCUAGUUGCUGAGAAAAGCUCUGACGUGUUGGAGAAGCUUACUUUCAGAGAGAUGUCUCUUAAUGAGGAGCACCCUGUGUUGCAAAAGACAAUGGAGAUUCUUAGGCAGGAGAAAAAUGAGCUUGCAGCGAAGCUGAAGGAUGUGACAGCAACAUAUGAAGCAGAGAAAAUGCAUUUUCUCGAGAAAAUUGACCUAACUGAAGCUGAGAGAGAUGCUCUCCUGGCUGAGAAUGAAAAUGGGCGGUGCUUGACUGAGGAAUUGGAGGAGCUGACUUGCAAAGUAAAUUCUGCUAGUGGUGACCGAGCUGAAUUGCAGGAGACAUUGGAGAUACUCAGUCAGGAGAAAAAUGAGCUUGCAGCAAGGCUCGAGCAUUUGACAGGAACUUAUCAGGCAGAGAAAAUGCAUUUUCUUGAGAAAAUUGAACUAGCUGAAGCUGAGAAAGAUGCUCUACUGGCUGAGAAUGAAAAUAGGCGGCGCUUGACUGAGGAAUUGGAGAAGCUGACUUGCAAAGUGAAUUCUCUCAGUGGGGAGCGAGCUGAAUUGCAGGAGAUAUUGGAGAUACUCAGUCAGGAGAAAAAUGAGCUUGCAGUGAAGUUUGAGGAUGUGACAGGAACUUAUCAAGCAGAGAAAAUGCAUUUACUUGAGAAAAUUGAACUAGCUCAAGCUGAGAAAGAUGCCCUACUGGCUGAGAAUGAAAAUAGGCAGCGCUUGACUGAGGAAUUGGAGAAGCUGACUUGCAAAGUGAAUUCUCUCAGUGGGGAACGAGCUGAAUUGCAGGAGAUAUUGGAGAUACUCAGUCAGGAGAAAAAUGAGCUUGCAGCAAGGCUCGAGCAUUUGACAGGAACUUAUCAGGCAGAGAAAAUGCAUUUUCUUGAGAAAAUUGAACUAGCUCAAGCUGAGAAAAAUGCUCUACUGCCUGAGUGCGAAAGUAGAUGGAGCUCUGCUGAAGAAUUGGAGAAGCUGACUUGCAAAGUCAAUUCUCUCAGUGGGGAACGAGCUCAAUUGCAGGAGAUAUUGGAGAUACUCAGUCAGGAGAAAAAGGAGCUUGCAGCAAAGCUUGAGGAUGUGACAGGAACUUAUCAAGCAGAGAAAAUGCAUUUACUUGAGAAAAUUGAACUAGCUCAAGCUGAGAAAAAUGCUCUACUGGCUGAGAGGGAAAGUAGAUUGAGCUCUGCUGAAGAAUUGGAGAAGCUGACUUGCAAAGUCAAUUCUCUCAGUGGGGAACGAGCUCAAUUGCAGGAGAUAUUGGAGAUACACAGUCAGGAGAAAAAGGAGCUUGCAGCAAAGCUUGAGGAUGUGACAGGAACUUAUCAAGCAGAGAAAAUGCAUUUACUUGAGAAAAUUGAACUAGCUCAAGCUGAGAAAAAUGCUCUACUGGCUGAGAGGGAAAGUAGAUUGAGCUCUGCUGAAGAAUUGGAGAAGCUGACUUGCAAAGUCAAUUCUCUCAGUGGGGAACGAGCUCAAUUGCAGGAGAUAUUGGAGAUACUCAGUCAGGAGAAAAAGGAGCUUGCAGCAAGGCUCGAGCAUUUGACAGGAACUUAUCAAGCAGAGAAAAUGCAUUUACUUGAGAAAAUUGAACUAGCUCAAGCUGAGAAAAAUGCUCUACUGGCUGAGAGGAAAAGUAGAUUGAGCUCUGCUGAAGAAUUGGAGAAGGUGACUUGCAAAGAAAAUUCUCUCAGUGGUGAACGAGCUCAAUUGCAGGAGACAUUGGAGAUACUCACUGAGGAGAAAAAUCAGCUCACCACAAAGCUGGAGGACAUGACAGAAACCCAUGAAGCAAAGAAAGUGCAUUUAGUUGAGCUAUUAGCAUUAGCUGAAGCUGAAAGAGAUGCUCUACUGGCUGAGAAGGAAAGGAGACUGAGCACUGCUGAAGAAUUGGAGGAGCUCACUCAUAAAGUGAAUUCUCUCUGUGUGGAACGAGCUCAAUUACAGGGGACACUGGAAAUACUCAAUCAGGAGAAAAGUGAGCUUUCAGUGAAAUUGGAGGAUAUGACGGGAACCUAUGAAGCGGAGAAAAUUAAUUUAUUUGAGAAAGUAGCACUAGCUGAAGCUGAGAGAGAUGCUCGACUGGCUGAGAAGGAAAAUGAAUGUAAGAACUCCGCUGAGAAAUUGCAGAAGCUGACAUCCCAAUUGAUGUUUCUCAGUGGGGAACGAGCUCAGAUGCAGGAGAUACUGGAAGAACAUGAACGUGACAAGAAACAGAUCAAAGUAGAGCUACAGGACAAAAUGAGCAUGGUGCAGCAGCUGGAGGAGCAAGUAAAAUUAUUAAAGAAAAACCAAUCAGAGGUUCAAGCUGAGGCAAACACGUCACAGCAGUUGCUAACGGAAGCAAAGGCAACUAUUUCUGUACUCAAUCAGAAGCUUAAACGGAGUGACCAGAACAUGACUGAUUCCAAGGUGACAGCAUCAUCAAGGUUACACGAUUCAACUGUGCAGCUUGAGGAGUUAUUUGGGAGAUUCCAGCAAUUUGUAGACGCAUGCAUCGAUUCUCAACACGAAGUGAAAGAGGAGCAGGCUGAAUAUUUUCUGAAUGACAAGCACUCCUUUCCUCAAGCCACAUAUAUCGCUCACAACAUGGUGUGCGGCCUGGGACACAAGAAUUUCAUGACUCUCUCUACUAUAAUUGAUGCCCUUCUGAAAAAGGCUCAGCUGUACACGAUCAAUUUUCGGCAGUUAGUCAGAUGUGAUUUGUCUAGCUUUGAGGAGUGGCGCUUGCAAGAUAUGUUGCAAUGCAGAUCACAGGCACCCACCUACACUCUGAAAGACCUGGACUGUUGCUCAGGUCGGGGGAACAGACUCUGCGAACUCAUCCAAAAAAGACAGUUCUGUGUGCAGAAAAUGGACAGCAUUUUGAAGAAGCUCCGGAAGAGCUUAGAUUCUUACCGCAAUGAACAUUCAGCAGAUGUCCGAGAAAAGGCCAGGUUCUCAAAGCAGGUGCAGGAUGAGUACAGCAGGUCACCAGUCGUCGCGAGUAGGCUCACCAGCCUCUUUCGGGUUGAGGCUGAUAGUAGAUCUGUGGUGUCACAAAACAGAACUAUAAUUUUAAAGGGCAUCCUUGAUGACUGGCAAGUCGAGGAUCAGGAAUUGCGGCAACUGAAUGCGCAGGCUCAACGGCAGUUGCAAGAAGACAAAGACAAGCGUGUUACUCUGCAACAUAUGCUGGAGGAAACUCCAAGCUCAGAGCCAUCUUUGCUUAGCAACAACCAGCAACGUGAUCUACUUCGUCAAUCUGAGGAGAAUAUAAAAUGGAAGCAGGAAGAAGAGGCCGAGAUAAAAGCCAACAGUUGCGUCACUGACCACUCCGUGGCCAUUCAGCAACUGAAGAUGGAACUGCUGGCGAGCCAAGCACAAGUUGGACAGCUCGAGAACACAAUCAAAACUCUCAAACAGUUGCAAGAGUCUGAGAAAAGUGAAUCACCUUUUUCUGCUGAGCUGGAGAAAGUCAAAAUGGAAUUAUUCAAGAUGAAAUUGGAGUUGAAUGCUGCUUCUGAAAAGCAUCGCCAAGAGAUCCAGAAGAUGACCAUUGUUCUCAACGUGAAGGAAGAGUCGCUGAGGAAGCUGAAGGAAACCCUAAGGACACAACACCAAGGGGAUGAGUCCUUCCUACAAGGUGAAGAGCUUUGUGACCGACUGCUAAAUCCUCGAGGUGUGGUGAACAAGACCAGUCGUGGUCUACGUGAAAACAACCUGGAGGAGGAAGUGAAACAUCUUCAAAUUAAAAUUGGUCAUCUUGAGAAUGUUAUUUCCAGUCAGCAGGCUGACCUUGCUAAAUGGAAGAAUAGAGCAAUCAAGCUGAAGUUGAAAGCCAACAGGGAUUUUAAGUCUUCCCCGCCCCAUACGCCCACCAAACAGGGACCUUGUGUGUACCCUGACACCUUGCUUCAGUCACCAAGAAAGUUCUCAGUUGUGCCCCAGAAGUUGCAGGGUACCCCUAUUGUGCUGCAGGAUUCCCCAAAAAUCCCACUCAUUGACUCUCCAAAAAGCCAAUUCUUUGACUUUGCUUCAAAUGCAGACCUGCUCGCCAGAACUUGUCCCACACAGUUCUUUGAUAACUCCAGCCUUGGAAUUACUGCAGAUACCAAACUAGAUGAAAACUGCUCUCAGCCUCCAAGGCAGGAUUGCAUAACGCAGUAAACUGUUUAUUUCAUGUUGUUUUAAGCCUUGUUGUUUUGAGUAUUUUUCCAAAUUGUAUAACACAGUAAACUGUUUAUUUCAUGUUGUUUUAAACCUUGUUGUUUUGAGUAUUUUUCCAAAUUCAAUUAAAACCCUUUUUGACACUGUGAUUUAUUGAUCUGUUCUGAUUUCACUUAUACUACACCUGUUUGAUCUUAUCAAUAUAAGACACCUGCCCACAACAGUCCCAUUCCAAAACCCACUGUUGCCAAGGCCAAAGAGCUGUCAAAGGACACAAGAAACAACAUUUUGUAGACCUGACCUAAACCUGAAAUGCGUAAGAAGCUUGCGGUGAAGAAAUCAACUAUAGGAUUGGCUUUGUUAGAAGCAUUUCAAGGUCCAGGAGGGGCCUAGCCAGUCCCCCAGAUCUCAACCUCAUAGAAAAUCUUUGGA
Molecule: messenger RNA, 7608 nt
Organism: Syngnathoides biaculeatus (alligator pipefish)
Lineage: Eukaryota; Metazoa; Chordata; Actinopteri; Syngnathiformes; Syngnathidae
Gene: cenpe
Product: centromere protein E
Exons: 48
Coding region: 40-7176 (2378 amino acids)
Biological process (GO): mitotic cell cycle; microtubule-based movement
Cellular component (GO): microtubule
Molecular function (GO): ATP binding; microtubule binding; plus-end-directed microtubule motor activity
Source: RefSeq, a predicted model, not a curated record